Vigna angularis (adzuki bean) is the source of this 1837-nucleotide messenger RNA. RefSeq lists its product as uncharacterized. The record is from RefSeq and is a predicted model, not a curated record. Bases 661 to 1263 code for a protein of 200 amino acids. Lineage: Eukaryota; Viridiplantae; Streptophyta; Magnoliopsida; Fabales; Fabaceae. The transcript has 2 exons.
UCUUAUUGUUGGACAUAAGACUAGGUCAAAGUUCGGAAAUGAACUUAACACCACAUGUUCAUUUUUACCAAGGUGGAACUAAAUUGAGAAUAUGCAAAAAUAGUAGACGAAAUUCAAAAAUUGAUCGUUCGAGUGAAAAAUGUAGGAUUUUUUUUAAUGCAUCUCCUUAUAAGUGUUAGUGUAACAUCCCAAAAUAUAGUAAUAACCAUAAAUUAGAAUUAAUUACAUUGCAUAAUUAAACAGUGCAGUCUUACACUAACAACAACGCUCAAAAGCCGAACGGCAUUAAGUAUGUAGUUGAUUACAAUAAUUGAAAUAAGAAGAGAAGACAGGAUCGUACGGUGUACAAAAUUAUAAUACCGAACGACCACUGCAAAACACUAAAAUUCUAAACACAGCUGGACGGUCUAAGGCUCGGCCUUAACUUUGACGUCCACCAAGUUCUCCUCUUCAAUAACGUCUUCAAGCAACGCCUCGCCUUCUGCUCACAUCCACAUGGAUGAUCAUUGCAAUGACAGGACGGACGUACAAGGACAAGACAACACAAGGAAAGAACACAGGAUACUCAGGUGCUGGAUUUUGUUGAUCAAGUUCAAAAGUUAAGAUCUUGAUUUUCAGAAUAGCAACUAUUCAACUAUUGGGAUAGUGAGUUGUAUCAAAAUGAGGAGGCGUCAAGUUUUGAAACAUUCAAUUGCUCUUGUAAGCAUGUUGGUGUGUGUCUGCUGUUUUUUUAUCGUGACCAUGACUGUUCUCAGGCUUCCAGACGCCCCAACAAAGGAAAGUGCAAUGGGGUUUUACCCAAUAACGAGAUCCAGAAAAGUUUCCCUUCAAGAUGGCAACUUGGGCAAGUUUGGAGAAAUGAUGAUUGACAUGUUGCCUCAAGAUCUUGCUUUUACCGUGUUUGUUCCGUCCGAGGAAGCGUUUAAGCGAGAUCUGCGUCUGUCAGUGAACGAUUCUUUGAAAUCGGACAGGUUUAAUGAUACUUAUGCGAUUUUGACUCGUAUAUUGGGAUUUUCAACUGUCCCUCGUGCACUUCUUUCCUCUAAUGUGAAAUUGGGUGAGCUUGUGAACUAUGAUUCGUUAUCCGGGUUUCCCUUGUACAUUUCAAAAGACAUCGACGAAAUGCUUGUUGUUAACAGGGUUCGAUCAGAAAUAAUAGAUGUUAGAAAAGAAGAGAUCGUUGUGCAUCUUAUGGAUGGGAUUAUUAUGGAUGCUGAAUUUGAGCAAUCGGUUCUAUCUGACAAUGAUACAGAUGAGGAUUGAAUGUAUAUGGGAGAUGCUUAAUUAGUAAUUGUUAGAAAUAACAGUGUCCCUGGAACUCCAAGAAUCACAGCCUUGGCUGAACUUGUAUUACCAGCAUCAAUCAUAAGGAUCAAUACACUCUAAAAGGAUUAUUAGCAACGUGAAGGAUACAGAACUAUAGCACCAAGACCUUCUGGCUUUUCUUAGUGUCGUUCUUCAUUCAUAUAAACGGUCAGUGCCAUUCUUCCCUCAGAAUAAACAGUCAAUUCCAAUGUCGGUUUAGUUUAAAGCGAAUCAGUUCCUUUUGACUUCGAGAUGCAGAUUUGGAUUUCUUUAUUCUUCUUUUCAAAUACCAUGUUGAUCAAUGCGAUUCCUAUAGUAUUUUUUGAAGGAAAAUUUGUAAUAGUUAAUUAGAUGUUUGGAUUUAUGAUUUUAUAAAAAAGGUUGUACUUAGGUCUUUUUUUUUUUUUAAAUGAUAGGCUUUUAAGUUUAAAAGAUAUUUUAGAAAGUGAUGGAUCGGUUUGUCAGUAAAAUGCAUGGAUCAUCACCAUUUGCUAGUAUACAUAAGUUCCCCAUUUUCUUAUUUUUUUUUUUA